Panicum virgatum (switchgrass) is the source of this 1295-nucleotide messenger RNA. RefSeq names its product brassinosteroid-responsive RING protein 1-like. The transcript has a single exon. Lineage: Eukaryota; Viridiplantae; Streptophyta; Magnoliopsida; Poales; Poaceae. The coding region runs from base 180 to 833 and encodes 217 amino acids. The record is from RefSeq and is a predicted model, not a curated record. Gene Ontology annotation, biological process: protein ubiquitination. Gene Ontology annotation, molecular function: ubiquitin protein ligase activity; zinc ion binding.
UCUCCCCGUCCACGCAUCGCCACCGCGCCAUAUCGGCAAAUCUCUGAAGCGGAGCGGGCACAUCGCCUCAAAUCUUGCUUGCCCCCACCUUCCCCCCUUCCACCACCACCACCACCGAGAGCCGGGAGACAGACACGCCAGCAAAUCCGGGCGAGCGAGCGCCCCGUCCCGGCCGCGGCAUGGGCUUCCCGGUGGGCUACUCGGAGCUGGUGCUCCCGAAGCAGCUGCUCCACCUCCUCCUCCUGCUGGGGUACAUCCGGCGCUUCCUCCUCUCGGCGUUCCACGCCGUGGGCCUCGGCGACCUGCUGGAUCUCGGGGACGACCACCAGGAGCUGCUGCAGGACCACCACCACCACAACCACGGCGGCGCCGGCGGGCCGCAGCUGGGGCGGGACCACGGCGCGCCGGCGCAGGCGCUGGCGCUGCAGCACCGCCGGCCGGAGUUCCGCGCGGUGCCGGCGAUGGUCAUCGAGGAGGUGCUCCCCGUGGUGCGGUUCGACGAGCUGGCGGCCUGCGUCGGCGGCGACUGCGCGGUCUGCCUCAGCGGCAUCGGCGGCGGCGACGAGGUGCGCCGGCUAAGCAACUGCCGCCACGCCUUCCACCGGGGAUGCCUGGACCGCUGGAUGGAGCACGACCAGCGCACCUGCCCGCUCUGCCGCGCGCCGCUCAUCCCCGACGAGAUGGCCGGCGCGCUCUGGGCUGCCGCCGCCGGCGUGCCCGACGCCUCCGACUUCGACUUCUCCUACUUCGGCGCGCCGCUCACGCCGGUGCCCUCCCCGACGCUGCUGCGGCCGCACGAGCUGCUGCUCAGCGGCCUCGGCGGCUACCAGUGAACUCCGCUCCCGCCCGCCCGCCCGGAAGCGACCGGCCCUGCGGAAUGCGCGGCCGCGGACCGGCUGAAUCGGUCGCCGCCGCCUUCCGCGGGAGGAACAAGGGAGAAGCGCAGCAGCGGAGGCACAGCAGAAGCGGAGGGCUCGAAUUGUGUACAUAGGCAAAAUGGGUAAAGCGACCGGAAAGGGAUCCGCUGCAGUUCGGCAGCCUGCAGUUGGGCCACUGACAGGUGGGCCUGCAUGUGUGGGGCCCACGUGUCAGGGACACCACUGCAGGGCACUCAACUGCAGCGGAUCUCGUUCCAAAGCGACCACCCCCCAAAAAAAGGCUAGAAGAUUAGAUUCCUCUUGUGCAUAGGUAGAUUCCGUCUUCCAAGUUUGUGGAGUUGUGAAUCUUUCCGCGGAUUAAUUUUGUUGAGCUAGGCGUUCCGAUCCAAGAUUUGGGCCCCUUUGCUCCUUCCCAUU